Molecule: messenger RNA, 1119 nt
Organism: Rangifer tarandus platyrhynchus (Svalbard reindeer)
Lineage: Eukaryota; Metazoa; Chordata; Mammalia; Artiodactyla; Cervidae
Source: the annotation of a GenBank genome assembly
AUGGCUGCGACCUGUGAGAUCAGCAACGUUUUCAGCAACUACUUCAGCACCAUGUACAGCUCGGAAGACCCCACUCUUGCCUCUGUGCCCCCUGCGCCCACCUUUGGGGCUGAUGACCUGGUGCUGGCCCUGGGCAGCCCGCAGAUGGCCCUGGAGGGCACAGAGAAGGCCAGCUGGCUGGGGGAGCAGCCCCAGCUGUGGUCCAAGGCGCAGGUCCUGGACUGGGUCAGCUACCAGGCGGAGAAACACAAGUACGACCCCGGCACCAUCGACCUCUCGCGCUGCGAGCUGGACGGGGCGGCCCUGUGCCGCUGCGCACCCGAGGAGCUGCGCCUGCUGUUUGGGCCCCUGGGGGACCAGCUCUACUCGCAGCUGUGGGACCUCAGUUCCAGCUUCCCCGACGAGCUCAGCUGGAUCAUGGAGCUCCUGGAGAAGGACAGCCUGGCUCUCCAGGAGCCCCUCGGGGAGCAAGGCCCCUUCGACCAGGGAAGCCCCUUCACCCAGGAGAUACUCGAGGACUGCAGGCAGGCCAGCCCCCCCUACACAGGCAGCUUCGGUGUGGGGGCGCCCUCCCCAGGCAGCUCCGACGUCUCCACUGCAGGGACUGGCGCGUCUCAGAGCCCCCACGCCUCAGACUCCGGUGGAAGUGACGUGGACUUGGAUGCCCCAGACAGCAAACUCUUUCCCAGGGAUGGCUUUCCUGACUACAAGAAGGGGGAUCUUAAGCACGGGAAGCGGAAGAGGGGCCGGCCCCGAAAGCUGAGCAAAGAGUCCCGGGAGUGUCUGGAAGGCAGGAAGAGCAAGCACACCCCUAGAGGCACCCACCUGUGGGAAUUCAUCCGUGACAUCCUCAUCCACCCGGAGCUCAACGAGGGCCUCAUGAAGUGGGAGAACCGGCAAGAGGGCAUAUUUAAGUUCCUGCGCUCAGAGGCUGUGGCCCAGCUGUGGGGCCAGAAGAAGAAGAACAGCAGCAUGACCUAUGAGAAGCUGAGCAGGGCCAUGAGGUACUACUACAAGCGGGAGAUCCUCGAGCGGGUGGACGGCCGGAGGCUCGUCUACAAGUUCGGCAGGAACUCCAGCGGCUGGAAGGAGGAGGAGGUGGUGGGACACAGGAACUGA